AGGCUCCUUCGUGGGUGCGGAUGCCGGAGGCCCUGGUCUUGUUCUAUCCAGUCCUGAACUUCUGCCUGACGCCCUCCCCCUCCCGCUCGGUCCACAUGGCCGACCCCCUCCUCCCCCUCGGCCUCUUCACCGCCGUGGCCGACGCCUACCUGCCCUCCCUCACGACGGACCCCUCCCGGGACCCGCUCAUUUCCCCCUACUUCGCCCACGAUAAGCUCCUCAGUCGCUUUCCCCCCACUUUUAUCGGUGUGGGCGGAUUCGACCCCCUUCUGGAUGACACGGUGGACUUCGACUGCCGUCUUCGCCACGUGGGCGUUCCCUCAACGCUCCGGCUUGGGCGGGACUUGCCCCACGGCUUCCUCGGUCUCUACGGGCUCGACAGGGCUGCUACUGCCAUCAUGGAGGAGGCAGGCCGCUUCCUUGCCAGAGAGGGAGGGGGGGAUGAGGGG
Nannochloropsis gaditana CCMP526 is the source of this 449-nucleotide messenger RNA. Its product is annotated as hormone-sensitive lipase. Gene Ontology annotation, cellular component: cytosol. The annotation marks the transcript as partial. Gene Ontology annotation, biological process: triglyceride catabolic process. Gene Ontology annotation, molecular function: sterol ester esterase activity; triacylglycerol lipase activity. The record is from RefSeq and is a predicted model, not a curated record. The transcript has 4 exons.